This is a messenger RNA of Hydra vulgaris (swiftwater hydra), 1482 nucleotides long. The record is from RefSeq and is a predicted model, not a curated record. Lineage: Eukaryota; Metazoa; Cnidaria; Hydrozoa; Anthoathecata; Hydridae.
AUGGCCCAGCAAUUAUCUAAAUUCAAUCCAUCGCUUGCUAAAGUAGCCGAAACCUUGCGAGAUCUUUUGAGUUCUAAAUCAGCAUGGUUUUGGACUGAAAAUCAUACAAAAGAAUUCAAUGAGGUAAAAAACAGUUUAACCAAUCCACCCAUUUUGGCGCACUACGAUGUUAAAAAAUCUGUAAAAGUAAGAACAGAUGGAAGUUUAUUAAAUGGACUUAGCGUAACAGUUUACCAGAAUCAUAAUGGUACAUACAAACCAAUUGAUUGUGCAUCUAGGUUUCUUACGACAACUGAACUAUAUAAUCCUACAAAAGAAGAUGAGAUUGCAGAAAAUGAUCUGAAUGUGUAUGUUAAUUCUAUAAUAAAAACUAUGCCUGCUACAGAGAGUCGUUUAGAAGAGAUUAAGCAAAAAACUGCGAAAGAUAAACUUUUAAACCAAUUGCAAGAAAGUAUAAUUUCUGGAUGGCCAAAUUCAAAAAAAUACUGUCCGGCAAAUAUCCAACCUUAUUGGGAUUUUAAAGAUGAAAUAGUUAAAAUUGAUGGACUCUUAUUAUAUCAGAAUAGAAUAAUAAUCCCAGUUACUAUGCGGAGAGAAAUUCUUUCAAAAUUGCACGAAGGUCAUUUGGGAAUGGAGAAAUGCAAACGUCGUGCACGUCAGAGUGUUUUUUGGCCAGGUUUAAACAACCAAAUUGAACAGUUAAUUAGAAAGUGCGAGGCAUGUAUGAACUUGUGGACUGAGGUGUUUCUGCUUCCAAAUACUGGAUCAGCAAAUGUUAUACAAGCUUCUAAAGAAUCUUUUUCUAGAAAUGGUAUCCCUGAGGAAUUAGUGUCAGAUAAUGGUACACAAUAUAGUUCGAAAGUGUUUCGUCAAUUCUCUCAACAGUGGCAAUUUAAGCACAUAACAAGUAGUCCACACUAUGCACAAUCAAAUGGUUUAGCAGAAGCAACUGUAAAGUCAGUAAAACUGUGGAUAAAGAAAUGUUAUAUGUCGAAUGAGGACAUUUAUAAAGGUAUCUUAAUUUUACGUAAUACUCCAAUAAAAUGUGGUUUAUCUCCAGCGGAACUAUUACAUGGACGUCAACUGAGAGAUAAUUUACCCAGGUUUCAAUCUCAAAAUAAGGAACAGUCGAAAUAUUCAAGAGAAAUAGUCAAAGAGAGAGUUCAAUCUAAAAAAUACUAUGAUACAAAUAUAACUUGUGAAUGGAGUCUUAGAGGUAAAAUAAUGAAAUGUGUUGCCCCUAGAUCAUAUGAAGUAAAAUUAAAUCACAAUGGACAUAUCCUUCGUCGAAAUCAGAUUCAACUUAGAAAAGUUUACGCUAUAUCAGCUCCAGGGGUGACUCGGGAUAAUGGGGCUAUAAUGCUCAGAAGACAAGCUAUUCCGUCGCUUGAAGAAUGCAAUAGUGGUACAACGUCAUCGGAAAUGGAGAGCGAGAAUAAUAUAAUAGAAAAGAACAAUUUGGUUGAAAAUACAAAAGAUUGA